Messenger RNA from Amoebophrya sp. A120, 3882 nucleotides. NCBI's taxonomy places the organism in Eukaryota, Dinophyceae, Syndiniales, Amoebophryaceae. The record is from the annotation of a GenBank genome assembly.
AUCGUCUAGAAAGCUGUAUUUGACUAUUGGAGUUUUUCAUUUCGCUUCGUUCUAUGAAAAGUUAAAGUGGUUCCUGAAGAAGAUGAAGACCACAUGACUGAAAAUAAACUACUUUAAGAUGCAAACCCGUCUCCGGUCCUCGGGUCGCAGUGCGAAGCGGCUGCUAUCGUCCACGACUGCUGGUGCAAAACCUACCACUUCAACGUCCUCUUCGUGGUUAUUUCACUGCCCAGGAGUAGAUCAUGGUCACCAACACCAACAGCAGCUCCAGAGGACCCUUCGGCAACAGAGGGCUUUCAACUCAGGAUCAACGCCGUCUUCCGGAAAAAACGCUGCAACUCCCAGCUCGUCCAGCACUGGCCCAGCUGCUGGAAAAGUUGGAAAGCCACCGGGUAGUAGUUCGUCUUCGUCCGCUCCACCUGUGGUGCCUGGUCAGGCGAAACCUGCUGCUGGGGGCGCAAGCGCAUCUCCUCCGCCUUCGUCCGCAGGUGCUUUUAGUGGUGCCGCAUCAACGAAAAGUAGUUCUAGCGGAGCAUCUACUUCGUCCGCCGCAGCAAGCACUAGCACCGGAACUUCGUCGUCGACCUCCAGCUCCACGACGACAACUUCAGCGACCGCCAUGCUUUCCUACGCCGCAAAUCUUGCCCUCGCCGCUGGCGUUGCCUUCGUCGGGAAACAGGCGUACGACAGUCAACAGGAAGCGGUAGCAUUGCAGCAACAGAAGGACCAGCUGGAGCGAAAAGCCCAAACCAGCUUCGAAGAGCAGCAGAAGCUGCAGAGCGCCCUGCGAAAUUCGGAGCAAACCGUGCUGACGAACAGGAAGCAACUGGAUAGCGUAAAGCAAGAUAAACUCAAACUGCAAAACGACUUACAGACAACGAAAAGAAACCUGGAAGAGAAGCAGACCGCGUUGGACAGACUGUUGCCGCCGAAUGAGGAUUUGAUGGAGCCCGAGGAAGUCUUGGCGUUGAAGCAGAAGAAGACCAGGAUUUUAAAAACAAGGGAAGACAUCGAGACGCAGAUGAAACGGCUAGCGACGACGGCGCCGAGCGAGCAGUUACGGAAGGAACUGGCACAGACAAAAGAAUAUGCAUGGCAAAAGUAUAAUCGCACUAGGACGUAGUAUAAGUUGCAAUACAAAUUCUCCCAGAUGAAAAAAAAUCGCAAUUUGCAAUGCUGAUUUGAAUAUACGCUAUUUAUAGGUCUGUCAUUCGGCGCGCAUGCGCAAUUGCGAUUAGUACGAGUGCGAUACUUUUGCACAGCAUGAAGAAGCUUAUCUGGACCUGGCCGGGAAGAUCGACGGAGACACACCGUUGCUGGAAGACCCGAUCGAGCAAACAAAGGUAAAAAGUACUUCCUGUACGUCCAGAGACUUCUAAUUUCUCAUCCCUUUUUUUGUCAUGCAAAAAGUAGUUAGGGAUAGGAUAGGUUUCUUUCUGUGGAUAACUCACAUGAACAAGCUAUACACACAAAUAAGUCUUCACAGUUCCUCCAACGCAUUGACGUCGCCCUGCACGAGAGCGGCAAGCAAGUUGAAGCCGUCAAAGCUUUAGAAACCGCGGUUACGAAGAAGGACAAGAAGGCGACGUUGGAAGCGCUGGAGGAAUGUGAAAAGUUGAACUGCGUCGACGGGGGCAGCCACACAAAAGAGUUAGCGGAGUUACUGCUCGCACCCGGGAAAUUGCUGAAACAGCUCACAGAGAGGAAGAAGGAGAAUGAAGAGGUGGGGCUGAAGAAUUUCGCAGUGGCAGAUUUUGUGAAGGCGGAGGAGGAGAGUGUAUCAAUUUAUUACUUGAUGAAACUGUCAUUGUGGCUGUGGCACCAUGCAACUGUGCCCUUUUUGUAAAUGCAAACACAGACAGCUGCUUCUGCUUUGUAAGAACAAUAAAAAUCUUCAACUUAAUCAUGUCAUAACAUCGUGCACGACACACCACGACGAAACGCUACGUAAAUCAGAUCGCCACUCUCUCCCGCGACGAGCUUGUCACCCGCGUUCUCGACCGUACCCAGCAACUCGCCGAGAACCGGAAGUAUUUCGCGAUCCGGCUCAGCGAGGAGAUUGCGAACUUCAACGAGAAAUUUGAAGUGCAGGCGGUGGAGAAGAUAGAAAACGCAACGAAGCACUUCGCGGAACUGUCGAGACAGGAGGUGGAAAGUGUGAAGAAGGAAGUGGAGAAGAAGUUGGGAGAAGAGUAUGAGUAUCCUGUGCAAAAGUAUCGUACUCGUAGUAAUUGCAGUCAUGCGUGACAAAUCUGGUUCCUUAGCUUAUUCAGCAUUACAAAUUUCAUUUUUCCUUCUGGAAAAAUUUGUAAUGCUAUUUCUACUAGUGCGAUACUUUUGCAAUGCAUAAUGAGGUGGAGCUGGAAAAAGCGCUUUUGUCCUGCGAGAAAACCUUAACGGAGCAGAAUGACAAGGUUCUGACAGAGUACGGAAUCGUCGCGGAGGAGACGCUCCUGGAGCAGUAUUUGAAGAAUCAGUUUUGUUCUUCUCUGUCAUGCUGAAUUUCAAUCACGGGCUGAUUUUCUCAUGCGUUGUAUUGAGCAGAACAAGACAUGAGGAGAAUAUAAUCACAUUCAAUUUUCCUUCAGGAAUGCCAACUACGCAAUGUCCCUGGCGGACGCGGCGGGUGACAUCAUGGGCCUGAGCCGGGUGGUCGAAGAAGACUCCGAAGAAAUUGCAAAGCUGAAAGACCAGCGCCAACUGCAAAAAAUGACGAACGCGGCACGUAUUUUUUUGUGGUUGCUAUCACUUCAAUCUUUUGUCAUGCGUGUCGGUUAUUUCGUGGGCCACGACCAGAAGCAGAACUGGGGAGCAUAAAAGCCUGUGUGUUCUUCUUGACGCCGCACACGUAUGAUAUUAUCUCUUAAUUUUACUCCACAUCGUCUAUACAACGAGGACCACUGCAAUGAACUUAAACUUAGGUAUCAACUUUGCCGGCCAACGGAAGGACGCGAAAGACGCCUUCUCUCCCCUCGCCGCACAGAAAAUCGACGCCAUAACCCAAAAACUUGCGAAAGACGCCAUGCAGAAGUGCGAGUCUGGGACCCUGCUACGCAGCUCGUUAGAGGUGGCCAAAUCCUUCGACGACACGCUGCGAAAAUGGGUGGUCGCCUGCUUUGUCGAAAAGCCGAGCUCGCUCUGGUCCCAUGUGUACGCCAAUGUGAUCGGGAGGGUGUAUUCUGUGUCGUCAGGCACGGGGGGAGUCGUGACAACUAGUCCCGCUGCGAGUAGUACCAUGGAAGCACAAGAGCAGCCGUCGACACGACCCUCUGCAGGGACGACAAGUGAAAACGGCACGACCCAGCUAGAACUUUCCCUGGACUGCCUCCACGCGGCGAGUAAGUUUGUGGAGAAGGGCGAUCUGCUCUCCGCGGUCUACGCGUUGGAAAACCUGCCGAAACACAGCUUUGUCAAGGAAAAAAUCACACCGUGGCUGAAGGAGGCAAAAGCGGCGCUGUGUGGGGAGUUCGCGUUACAGGCCUGCGAAACCAGACUGCAGUGCUUGAACGUCAUAAACCAGAGUUCGAAGUAAUGUGUCGUGGUGCGCUGUUGGUCCCUGUCUUGAAACAAACAACUUCGCGCGAUCUUUCUACAGGAAAGUAAAACUUUUUCAAAACCAACUACGCUCAAUAUUGUACGGGCUGCUACUCGAUGAAGCAUCAUCUGAGAUGUCUAACGAAGAGGGUUAGCGUGUCAAAAAUAAACCAGUUCUUCUUGUCAUGCAUCAAAACGGUAUUACUGUGGUAGGACGACUUGCAACACAGUUGUGAAAAACAUCUGAGUUCUUUGAUAUCUUUCUUCAAUGUUGCGACGCGCUAAAAUAAAAGUAGAGAAAACCGUAUCAUUUUUAGAGGCGGAACACGUCGUCUUCGUGAUCGUAGG